ACUGGAGCUCAUUCGACGUUAUCCCCCACGUCCGGCGUGCGUGCCUAUCUGACCUUCGAUAUCGCGUCGCCGGGGGUUAAACGCACAAGCAAAGAGAGCGAACGAAGGGCAUAAAUCCAGUCUCGCGUGCCUUCAGCUGUUCACUCGUUGGAGUUGCACACGACGUGGCUCAGUCGUUGGAAUAGCAGAAACGCGGCUCAAUCGUUGGAGUAGCAGACAACGCAGUUCGACCGUUGGAGCAGCAGACAACGCAGUUUGCUUGAACGGACGCCAACGGACGAAGUGAAACAUCUCUUCUAUCUCCCUCUUAAAAGAAGUCGGAGAGCAAGACGAGACAGGAUGCCGGGACAACAUGACCCUCAGAGAGCCCUGCGAAUCUGCAUCAUCGGGGCCGGCUCGAGCGGGCUGGUCUCAGCGCGGCAGAUGCUCGACGAGGGCUUCGACCCGGUCAUCUACGAGAGGUCGACCAGCAUCGGAGGCUUGUGGGUUUACCACAACGAUGACGUGGACGGCAUGGCCUCCGUCAUGCGCUCGACUAUCAUCAACACAAGCAAGGAAAUGAGCGCCUUCAGUGACUUCCCUCCACCCAAGGAUGCCCCGAACUUCAUGCACAACACCAAGAUGCUCGCGUACUUCAGGAGCUACGCGGACCACUUUGGCAUCACGGAACGGGUCCAUCUGCGCCACGAUGUCCUCCAGGUCACCCCGGCCACGGACUACGAGGCAACAGGUCGCUGGGAAGUCAAAGUCAAGGACCUCAACUCCGGUACCGAGCUCCAGGAGACCUUCGACGCCGUCAUGGUGUGCGUGGGGCACCACGUCUUCCCCAACGUGCCCAAGUUCAGGGGACAAGAGAAGUUCAAGGGCAGGAUCACGCAUACGCACAGCAUCAAGGUGCCAGACCAGUUCAAAGACCGCAGGGUCGCGGUCGUGGGCAUCGGCAAUUCAGGCGUCGAUGCCGUCGUUGACGUCAGCCACGUCGCAGCCCAGACGUACCUGUCCACGAGGCGAGGCGGCUGGAUUGCACGCCGCGUGGGACCCAACGGGGUGCCGAUCGACGCAUUCUUAUCCACGCGUCUCAAAAACUACAUCCGGCACUUGCUUCCCGAGUCCGUGACCAACGAAUACGCCGAGAACUUCUUGAACGGGACCUUCAACCACGAGGCGUACGGCCUCAAACCUAAGCACCGCUACAACGCGCAGCACCCAACCAUGAACGAUUCCCUGCCCAACAAGAUCCUCAGCGGCUUCGUUCUCGUCAAGAAGGACAUCGUGGAAUUCACAGAAGACGGCGUCCUCUUCGAGGGAGACGACGAGGUGACCAAGCUGGAUGACGUGAUCCUGGCCACGGGCUACCAGAUCAAGUUUCCCAUGCUGCCCAAGGACGUAGUGUCCGUGGUUGACAACCAGGUGCAGAUAUACAAGUACGUCUUCCCGCCCGGCCUCAAGCACCCGACCCUGGCCAUCAUGGGGCUGAUUCAGCCAGUCGGCGCCAUCUUCCCCAUCGUCGAAAUGCAGGCACGAUGGAUGGCGCAGCUGUUGGCGGGGAAUCGGAAGCUGCCCUCGGAGGCGGAGAUGUACGACGACAUCGCCCGCAAGAGGGCCGCCCUUCGUCGCCGCUACGUAGACUCUCCCCGCCACACGAUCCAGGUGGACUGGAUCGACUACAUGGACGAGCUGGCCGACCAGUUCGGCGCUCGACCCAAGAUACUCAAGUACCUUUUCACCGACUACGAGCUGUUCAAGGCGCUCUUGGGACCCUGCGUCCCUUACCAGUUCAGGCUCGAGGGACCGCAUUCUUGGGCAGGAGCCCGAGACGCCGUCUUGGGAGCCCGGGAAAGGAUUCACUACCCGCUCAAUCGCAACUGCACAAGCUUCAGCACCAAGAAGGGAGUCUCUCCGGCGUUUUAUAUGGUCGUAGCCGCAUUUGUAAUCUUCAUUGCGUACCUCAUGUCCAGCUAAGGGUGACAAACUCGUAGAUCUGCCACGAAGCUGUGGGAAGAUGCAAAUGCGCACAAUUUCAGCGCGUUUUUCACAGCGCAUGCUCGGAACAAGCUCUCAUAUAUUGUGUGUAGACAUUGUUAGCCCCCAGCGCAGGUUCUCGCAGCAACAAAAACUGGCCAUGACUGAAUGCUAUCCUCUCGAACAUUAUUUUGUUUUAUACAAAGUUCUGUACGGACAUGAAAAAUAGUCACUCGCCCCUCCCCGCGUCACCUCGGUAUUCGACUCAGUCAAGGGCAUAUGGAAUAAAGCAGCGUGCUUACGAAUCCUUCAUUCACUCGAACGCCUUUCCGGCGCCGCUAAGUUUUAGAAGUCUCCUCAAUAUCAAAAUUAACAUCUGGUUCUGAGCAGUACAGAAAUGUGGGUCACCUGGCGUCACCCGAAGUCCGCAGAUCUCUGGGCUCAAGAGGCCUUUUUAUGUACUUGUGCAAUUGUCGCGAUACAGCUAUGUUAAUAAUGACUUAAGAUGUUUUUUUUCCUCUUAGAAUAUCAGUUUCUAUGUGUUUAUUUGAUCACAACCGAGAACUUUCAAGUUCCUUACGAGGAAUAGAUAGAUAAUUGACAGAAAUUGCACUACAUUGUUUUCAUGUGGUUUAAAUUGUCAAGCCAUUUUUAUUUGUGCAGUCGCACGUUUCCAGGUCUACGCAAGUAUGGGGCAAUGCGGCUGUUAUAGUUAUUUUAUCACUUUCAUUCUGUACACUCUAGUCAACACUAACUCGCUGUUUUGUUAUUACAUGCAGAACUAGCGCAUGUGAGCCAAAACACUUUCCUGACGUGGGAGGUCUUUCGUAUCCUUAAAAGCCGAGGUUGAAAUAAACUUAAUGAGACGAUAUUGAUAUUUUUGCUUUAUUGCACAAGCGCCGGCAUGAUUUGCCUAGCCUUUGACGUCUGUGUCUAUUUUUAUGUCAACUCACAGGAAAUCAGAGAAAUAGUAUGGUCUGUGCAAAGUGAAGGGCUUCCGUUGUCCACCACUUUGAACCACCCCGAGACUGCGGAAAUACCAAAAUUGGGUCCAAGAGAAGAGAAGCAGAACGUCUCUCUUUUUUAGACGUUCGCUUUCUCUUCGCUUGGUGCCAACUCGAGUAUUUGCUCAGUGUUCGGAUGCUUUACUAUGUUCAGUAUACAGCAGCUCACUUGCACCAUUACGUUCUGUUCGUAGUCCAUCAACCUAAAAAACAAAAAUAUGUGUGUAUAUAUAUGAAACUUUAGUUCGUGUUUUUCUUUUUCUAGACUCGUGAAUUCGUUUUUUACGUAAUAUGUUUUAUUUGAAAAUUUUAAUGAAUGAUUUUGUUAUUCACGUUGUGUUUUGGGUACAUGCUGUGCUUCCUCGUCACGUUUAAUUUUGAAAUAAAAAGUUGGAAAAGA
Ixodes scapularis (black-legged tick) is the source of this 3366-nucleotide messenger RNA. RefSeq names its product flavin-containing monooxygenase 5. Gene Ontology annotation, molecular function: N,N-dimethylaniline monooxygenase activity; flavin adenine dinucleotide binding; NADP binding. The record is from RefSeq and is a predicted model, not a curated record. NCBI's taxonomy places the organism in Eukaryota, Metazoa, Arthropoda, Arachnida, Ixodida, Ixodidae. The coding region runs from base 340 to 1962 and encodes 540 amino acids. The transcript is spliced from 6 exons.